AUGGGGGAUAUCUAUAUUGUUGAAAAAUUGUUAAAUUCUAGAAUAAGAAAGAAUAAAAAAGAAUAUCUUGUUAAAUGGAAAGAAUGGGGAUCUAAACAUAAUACAUGGGAACCCGAAGAUAAUAUUUUAGAUGAAAGGUUAAUACAAGAAUAUGAAGAUAGUAAAAGAAAUAAAAAAAAACAUAAAGAAAAUACUAGUACAGUUAAAAGGCACUCUUCUGGUGUACCUGCAUGUACACCAAUUCCACCAAGAAAAAUUACACGUCGUAGUUGUAUUAACAUUAAAGAUGAUGGAAAUGAAGAGAUAAUAGGUAAUCGUAAAAGUAGUCGAAAAAGUGCUGUUGAAGCAAGUGCAAAAAUAACUAAUGUUGUAAAAGAAGAAAAAAAGAAAAUUAAAGAAAUUGAAAGUAGUGAUAAUGAAAGUGAUUUUACUGAUAAAUCAGAAUCUACAACAACAUGUACUAGUAAUACAACUGAUGAAGCAAGUAUUGAUGAUGAUAAUAAUGAAAGUAGUGUUUCAUGUGCUGAUGAUGAAGAUACAAUGGAUGAAACAUUAAUUGAAGAAACAUGUAAUAAAAGUAUACAAAGUGAAUUAGAGGAUAUGCCUAUAUUACAAAAAGAAACAUCAAUAGUUAAUGAAACAAUGGAUACAAGAGAUGAUGAAGAAACAUCAGAAUCAAAAAAAGAAUCAAGUUUUGGAAGUAAUGAAUUAACAAUUGAUGAAGAUAGUAGUAGUAGUAAUGAACCAAUUAUUAUACCACCUAUAUGUACUAAUCGUCAUAGUAAGGUAAUAAGAUCCCGUAAUUUAUCACAUUCUUCAUCCGGUACCAAUAAUGAUAUAGUUAAAAAAAUAGUCAAAGAAACAAAUAAAAGAAAUGGUAAUGAAUAUGAGUAUGAAAUUAAACAUGAUAAGGAAAAAAAAGCAAAUAAAAAUAUAACAACAUAUGAUGAUAGUUCGUCAUCCCCAACAACAUCAGAAAGUAACAUUGAUGAUGGAUCCACAACAUCAAUCAUAACACAAAAAUUUUCAAAAGAUGAAGAACCUCAUAUAUUUAGAUAUAAUCCUGGUGAAAUAACACAAUUUAGAAAUGAGGAUGGUGAAUUGACAGAAGCUAUUGUUCUGAAUCCCUGA
Strongyloides ratti is the source of this 1131-nucleotide messenger RNA. RefSeq names its product Polycomb group protein Pc. NCBI's taxonomy places the organism in Eukaryota, Metazoa, Nematoda, Chromadorea, Rhabditida, Strongyloididae. The transcript has 3 exons. The record is from RefSeq and is a predicted model, not a curated record. Bases 1 to 1131 code for a protein of 376 amino acids.